AUGGAACCGUCAUCACGGACGGUAGAGUUCCUCCUGGGACCAGCUAUCAGCUAUAUACCAACCAGCGACUUAAAAGCACUAACACUCACUCGAAACCCAAAGGACAAGAAUGCACGCGACAGCUCCAAACCCCACUCCUCAUGGCAUCUCUUUCGCGCCGAUUUCAUCACCUCCAAGAUCUCCGCCAUCCCCAAGUUCGCUCUUGGCCACAAGCCAGUGCGAAUCGAAAUCCACCUCCACAGCUCUGCUAACAGACAAGAGCCGUGGCGAUCCAUGAGGCCGAGCUUCGCAUCCAUGACACCUGGCAGCGGGGGUAGCUCUGCUUUAGCGGAGCAUAUCCUCGCGGCACUAGAAGUGUGGUCGACCAAUUUCGACAACUUCGAGAACACAUACAUGAAUAUGCCAUUCGGCUCUAGAAUCAACAUUGAAAUAUUAGCGGAGAACGUCCGUGAUAUGCAGAUUAGCUUUGAAGCAAACUACGAGCUCGAGCUCCAGUGGCGUACACACAAGCACCUCCAAACAAUGUGGAAGGUGCAACCAGACCAUCUCCCCCCUGUUAUUGAUCUAUCGGAGCUUCAGCUCGUAACAGAGCUGCAUGAAACGGUCCAUCUCGUCACACUCAGAGACAACCCCAGCGAAAAACUCGUCUUCAAGUCGACCACAGGAAACCCUCGCUUCCUAUACCGCGAGCUGCUCCUUCUCCUCUCGGUUAAACCACACCCCAACAUAAUAUCACGCCCGGUACACAUCGUCACCAAGAAGGUAAACUUCGGAGGCAAAAAAGGCAUAUGUGGCUUUCUCCUCGAGUUCCACUCAGGAGGGACACUCGCAACAAGAAUAACCUCUAAACCUGCCAACACUAUCAACCUGGGAACCAAGGUCCGAUGGGCGUACCAGCUCGCCUCCGCGCUUGCACAUGUUAAGACAUCUUCUAUGGGAUACUACUCCGACCUGAAGCUGGAUAACAUCGUUCUCAGGGAGUCAAAGAAUGGCGAGGACGCCAUGCUGAUCGAUUUUGAGCAGCGCGGAUCGUGGGCCUCGUGGUCGCCGCCGGAGAUUAAUAAACUCAUGCUCCUGGUGUAUCUGGCUACGCGAAGAUCGAGUUAUAUCCCACGCGCAGUGGGGAGGAAGUAUCGCGCGCUCUUGGAUAGGUAUCUUCCUUCGUGGAGGGGCCACCAUCCACUGGGGCCUGGGAAUGGAGGUGGGAGUCCACAUACAGAUGUUGAUCCAGAGUCGGAUAUGGAUAUCGGGUAUAACAAGAGCUGGAGGGCUCUCUCGCCUGACGAGCGAGACCAUGCUGUUGUUUUCAUGUUCGGACGGAUUCUGUGGUGUAUUUUUGAAGGAAGGGCGAGCGCAAACGCAGCUGAGUUCUUUGGUGGGGAUGUAUUUAGGGAGGUGGAUUCUGAGCAUCGCUUCCCGGAUUUUCGAUAUACUCCUGAGCAUGUACAAGAUCUUAUCCGGGAGUGUACGCGGGGAGCGCCGGAGUGGGCUGGGUUAAAACGGUGUAUCCGGACCGUUGGGAAUGUUGUGUACGAUGCACGUAGCACGAUGAAAGAGGACGUUGAGAGUGAGGCUCGUGCUGCUGUGGAUACGCUCCGAAAAUGGUGGAGUGAGAGAAUCAGAGAGGCUAGGGGCUACCUUGUUCAGCGGGCAGUUGAUCUGAACGCGUGUGAGGAUGCGCGGGUCGCGCGAACUCGCCCGGGGAUCGAACACAUUUUGGAAUCUCUGCGGAAGUAUGGCGAUGGAACGGGAUUUGAAACAGCCAGGUAG
Molecule: messenger RNA, 1770 nt
Organism: Penicillium canescens
Lineage: Eukaryota; Fungi; Ascomycota; Eurotiomycetes; Eurotiales; Aspergillaceae
Exons: 1
Coding region: 1-1770 (589 amino acids)
Biological process (GO): protein phosphorylation
Molecular function (GO): ATP binding; protein kinase activity
Source: RefSeq, a predicted model, not a curated record